This is a messenger RNA of Dictyostelium discoideum AX4, 2202 nucleotides long. RefSeq lists its product as hypothetical. The transcript is spliced from 2 exons. Gene Ontology annotation, biological process: trehalose biosynthetic process; trehalose metabolic process. The coding region runs from base 1 to 2202 and encodes 733 amino acids. Gene Ontology annotation, molecular function: hexosyltransferase activity; catalytic activity; alpha,alpha-trehalose-phosphate synthase (UDP-forming) activity. Lineage: Eukaryota; Evosea; Eumycetozoa; Dictyosteliales; Dictyosteliaceae. The record is from RefSeq and is a predicted model, not a curated record.
AUGAAUGAAAAUGAUAAUAAUUUAGAGAAUGAAACAGGAUUUUCAGGUAGAUUAAUUGUUGUUUCAAAUAGAUUACCAGUAUCAAUUAAAAAGGAAUCAAAUGGUAAAUGGAGUUGUAAGAUGAGUAGUGGAGGUUUGGUAGCAGCAUUAUCAGGGUUAAAAUCAAAUUUUAUAUGGGUAGGAUGGAUUGGAGCAGAGAUUGAAGAAGAUGAUCGAAAAGAGAUUAAAGAAUUACUUUGGAAAGAUUAUAGUUGUAUACCAGUAUUCCUCUCGGAAAAGGUUGCCAAUGAACAUUACAAUGGAUUCUCAAAUGGAGUACUUUGGCCAUUAUUUCAUUAUUUACCAGGAGAUCUCGAUUAUGAUGAUAGAAUUUGGAAUUCCUAUGUGGAAGCAAAUGAACAAUUCUCAAGUGUAGUUGCAGAGAUAUUGAAGCCAAAUGAUUUAGUAUGGGUACACGAUUAUCAUAUGAUGUUAUUACCAGAGAUAUUAAAACAAAAGAAACCAGAUGCAAGAAUUGGGUUCUUUCUACACAUUCCAUUUCCAUCAUCAGAGAUCUUUCGUGUAUUGCCAUGUCGUAAAGAGAUACUAUUGGGUAUAUUGAACUGUUGUUUAAUCGGUUUCCAUACAUACGAUUAUGCUCGUCAUUUUUUGAAAUCAUGUACCCGUAUAGUUGGUCUUGAAACGGCACCCAAUGGAGUUUACUUUAAGGAUCGUUUCGUUCAAGUUGGUGUAUUCCCAGUUGGUAUUGAUCCGGAUAAAUUCUUUGAAUCGUUAAAGACUACUCAAGUUCAAAAUAGAAUCAAAGAGUUAAAAGAAUCAUUUGAGGGUACAAAAGUAUUGAUUGGAAUCGAUCGUUUGGAUUAUAUCAAAGGUAUACCACAGAAAUUGCAAGCUAUUGAAAGACUUUUUCAAAAGUAUCCAGAGUGGAAGGGUAAAUUGGUAUUGAUUCAAGUUGCUGUACCAUCCAGACAAGACGUUGAAGAAUAUCAAAAAUUGAAAAAAGAAGUUGAAGAAUUGGUCGGUAGAAUCAAUGGUUUAUAUGGUUCAAUAGGUUAUUCACCAAUUCAUUACCUUUUUCAAUCGGUUGAUCCAUCGGAAUUGACUGCAUUAUAUAAUAUCUCUGACGCAGCUUUGAUCACUUCAAUUAGAGAUGGUAUGAAUUUAGUGGCUCAAGAGUAUAUAGUUUGUCAAACUGAAAACAAUGGUGUAUUAAUUCUCUCUGAAUUCACUGGUGCCGCUCAAUCACUAUCGGGUGCUGUUAUGAUUAACCCAUGGAAUACUGAAGAGGUUGCUGAUUCAAUUCAUAAUUCUUUGUUAAUGCCACCUGAAGAACGUGAAGAAAAACAUCAAAUGCUACUAAAAUAUGUUACAAAACAUACUGCUUCUCAUUGGGGUUUGGGUUUUGUAAAAGAAUUAAAUAAAGCAAGUUCCAAUACUGAUAAAAUGGUAACCAUUCAAAAGUUAGACAUUGAAAAGGUGGUUGAUAUCUAUAAACAGAGCAAACGUCGUCUAUUAAUAUUUGCAUAUGAUGGAACUUUAAUUCCUUAUAAUAAUGUACCACAAUUAAGUAGACCAUCUCAAGAAUUAUUAAAUAGUUUUGAUAUACUUUCAAAUGAUCCAAAAACUGACGUAUACAUAUUGAGUGGUCGUGAUAAGAAAACUCUUAGUGAAUGGUUUUUGGGUAUUCAGAUUGGUUUAUCAGCAGAAUAUGGUUGUUUCUUUAAAUUACCAGAAUCAACUGAAUGGGAACAACAAGUUCCAUCAAUGGAUUUAAGUUGGAAAGAAACUAUUCGUCCACUCUUUAAAUAUUUCACUCUUCGUACUCCAGGUUCUUUCUUUGAAGAAAAAGAAAUGUUAUUCACAUGGCAUUAUAGAAAUGCUGAUCCAAUAUUUGGUUCAAUUCAAGCACGUGAAUUACAUUUACAUUUAGAUAAUUUACCUUUAGAUGUUAUAGUUGGUGAUAAAACAUUGGGUGUAAGAUCAUAUAAUAUAAAUCCAUUAUCCUCAAUGAAAAAAGUUAUAACAGACACAAUUCCAAAAGGAUUAGAUUUAAUUUUAUUAAUUGGUGAUACUCAUAUUCAUCCAAGUGAAUUGCCAACAUUUGAUGGUAAAAUCUUUAAUAUUUCAGUUGGUAAAAAAUCUGUUAAAGAUAGUUACCAUUUAAGUGAUCCAGCUGAAGUUAAUUAUCUUAUUAUUAAUUAG